CGGGCGCCACACCUGGAAACAGACUGCAGAUCGCACACUCGGGACAGCGGUGCCCGUGAGCAUUUCUGGAAGCCAAGCCCCUGUCACAGAGGGAAGGACAGAGCAGGAGGCAGGCGGCAGGUGCCAUGGGGUCCCCCUCAGUCCCCGCCCGCAGAGGGCGCGCUCCCUGGCAGGGACUCCUGCUGGCCGGCUCACUCUUCACCUUCUGGAGCCCGCCCACCACUGCCCAAUUCACUAUUGAGUCAGUGCCGCCCGAUGCUGCUGAAGGGAAGGAUGUUCUUCUCCUUGUCCACAAUCUGCCUGAGGAUCUUGGAAAAUAUGAAUGGUUCAGAGCAGAAAAUGUGGACACCAGCAAGCAAAUUGCAUCAUAUAGAAUAGACAAUCAAGAAACUACCCGGGGGCCUGCAUACAGCGGUCGAGAGACGAUAUACCCCAAUGGCACCCUGCUGUUACAGAACGUCACCCUGAAGGACACAGGAUACUAUACCCUACAAAUCAUCACAAAACAUUUAUCAACUCUCAGAGCAACUGGACAGCUCCGUGUGUACCCGGAGUUACACAAACCCAGCAUCACAAGCAACAACUCCGAGCCCCAGGAGCACAAGGACCCUGCCAUGUUAACGUGUGAGCCUCACACUCAGAACACCACCUACCUGUGGUUGAUUGACAGUCUGAGUCUCCAGGAGAGCGCCAGGCUGGAGCUGUCGAAGGACAAUAGGACUCUCACUCUGCUCCGUGUCACAAGGAAUGACACAGGACCCUAUGAGUGUGAAACCCGGAACCCAGUCAGUGCCGGCCGCAGUGACCCAUUCACCCUGAAUGUUCUCUAUGGUCCGGACACCCCCACCAUUUCCCCCUCAGACUCCCAUUACCUACUGGGGGCCAACCUCAGGCUCUCCUGCCAUGCGGCUUCUAACCCUCCUGCACAGUAUCUGUGGCUUAUCAAUGGGAGACCCCAGCUAUUCACACAGGAGCUCUCUAUCCCCAACAUCACUGUGAAUAACAGUGGAUCCUACACCUGCCAUGCCCAUAACUCUGUCACUGGCCUCAAUAGGACCACAGUCAAGAACAUCACAGUGUCUGAGCCCGUGGGGAAGCCCUCCGUCCGAGCCAGCAACACCACCGUCACAGAGCAUAGGGACACUGUGGUCCUGACCUGCCUCACAAAUGACACUGGGAUCUCCACCCGGUGGUUCUUCAAUGACCAGAGUCUCCUGCUCACAGAGAGGAUGAAGCUGUCCCAGGACAACAGCACCCUCACCAUAGAGCCUGUCCGGAGGGAGGACGCUGGGGGUUAUCAGUGUGAGGUCUCCAACCCCGUCAGCUCCAGCAAAAGUGAGCCCCUCAGGCUGGAUGUUCAAUAUUCACCAGGAGGUCUCUCAGAUGGAGCCAUUGCCGGCAUCGUGAUCGGAGUCCUGGCCGGGCUAGCCCUGAUAGCAGCCCUGGUGUAUGUUCUGUGUAUCAGGAAGACUGGAGGGGCAAGCGACCUGCACGAUGUCACAGAGCACAAACCCUCAGCCUCCAACCACAGUCAGGGCCAUUCUGACAACUCACCUAACAAGAUCCCCGAAGUUACAUAUUCUUCCCUGAACUUCAAUGCCCAGGAAUCAAAGAAACCAACUUCAGCCUCCCCAUCCUCAACAGCCACAGAAAUGAUUUAUUCAGAAGUAAAAAAGAAGUAAUGCAACCUGCCCUGCUCACUGCACUGCUGGCUUAUUCCAAGCUUUUCGUGCCCAUAACCAGGAGAUCCCUUUACUCUCAGGGAAAGAAGAAGCCUUUUUCUCCACCCCCGCUUUCACUUCCUCAAGAGGCACCUCCAGGUGCACCUCCUGGGCACAGCCCCUCCCUUCACGGUUGAAGAGGUACAUCCGGGAGCCUGUAGGAAGCCCAGCCUUCCCUGUCUUUGAAAUCUGGCAAAGCAGACCUUGGGCGAGGGUUGACAGAACCUCCUGCUCCUCCCCCUUUUCUUGGACUUGUUCUAAACUUACCUAUACAGUGCAUAGUCAUUCCUUUCCGCCUCAGCCUUGUCCUAUUGGCCAUAACCCUGAGAGUUAUGUCCUUAUCUACUAAAACACAUGUGCCAGAGAAGAAGAGAGAGGAAAAGUAAAAGCGUCUCUUAUCUCUCCAAAGCCCAGUGAGAACCCACCACACACUGGAAAACAAAUGUGUAACCAGUUCUCAGCAGAAAAAUUCUAUACCUCUGCCUGCUGUCAGGGUGUCUACCUGUAGGACCAGAGCCUAAACAGCUUGCCGCUUGGCUAGAUGCCACCUAAGCCCUUUGGCAAGGCUGUCUUCCAAGAACACACCAAAAAAACUGCUUUUGUGCAUUUUUAAUAAUAGUAUGUUUUAAUAACUUCAAGUGCUUUUAUUCAAGGAAAUGCCUACAGAGGGAGGAGGUUGCAAUUUUAGGGGACAGUCAGCUCCUCAUUAAGAUAAUCUGCUGCAAAUUUCAGAAAGGAAUCAGAGAUUCCUUUCAGAGAUUAUUUAAUUAUUAAAGAAUGUACAAUUUGAGGUAUUGGGGCUUUUCCUGUUUCUGAGACAUUCCGCCAUUUUAAUUUUUUAACUCCUUAUUUAUGUGCAAGGGGUUAUCUUUACUUGGCUUUGCUGUGCAAAACAAUCUGAGGGCAUUAAGGCGAAAGAAGCCACCAGAAUCCCUCAGGACCCCUGGGCCAGGAGUUCCUCAAGGCGGCUACAUCAGGGGCUCCAAAUAGAAGAGCAGAAUCUGGUUCUUCGAUCGCGGCUAGAAGUGGGUCUAAAUCAGUUUCCAGGCAUUUCAGGCCGAUCAUCGCCACCAUUCGAUUCCAUGUUUCUGCCUGUGCCUGUCCUGUCCAUCGGCCCCACUCACUUUCCCAGGGAAGCUUGGCCUCUGCGGAGGUGUACUUGGUCCUUGAGAAGCGGGCACCCUGAAACGAGCACUGUCAAUCAUGCUGUUGACACUGCUUACAACCCAGAAAGUUGCCCUGGUGCUGACUCUCGCAAGGACACAGGAGGAUCACACUGGGCCCCAGGCUCCUUGAGCAGCCUCUGAAAUUCACUUCCUCCCAGGGGAGGAACGUAUCAGAAUAAAAAGGAAGAACAGGGGGAGAGGCAGAUGCACUGCCCUCCCAGACUUCUACACAGAUGACUCUCUUUGGGGCUGUUGAGACAACGAAUUCAUUCAAUAUUGAUUACUCAAUCUCAUGCUCUGUGUAAGAGGCCCCUCAGGGAGGGUGAGUUGAGAAUUCUCUGUACUCAGGUACCUCUUUCAGGGUUUUCUAACCCUGACACAAACCAAAUAUACUUCCCCUCAUCCAUGCUAUUCUGUGUUAUUUAAUUUUGCCUGGCUAACGCCACUUUCAAAUUAUUUGUAAAAUGUGUUCUAUAUUUAUAAUAAAAAAUUAUAUAUCAG
Pteronotus mesoamericanus is the source of this 3388-nucleotide messenger RNA. RefSeq names its product CEA cell adhesion molecule 1 (gene CEACAM1). Gene Ontology annotation, biological process: regulation of immune system process; signal transduction. The record is from RefSeq and is a predicted model, not a curated record. Gene Ontology annotation, cellular component: plasma membrane; cell surface. The transcript has 9 exons. Gene Ontology annotation, molecular function: protein tyrosine kinase binding. The coding region runs from base 126 to 1682 and encodes 518 amino acids. Lineage: Eukaryota; Metazoa; Chordata; Mammalia; Chiroptera; Mormoopidae.